Cercospora beticola is the source of this 3694-nucleotide messenger RNA. It is a transcript of the gene KAP122, whose product is annotated as Kap122p. The record is from RefSeq and is a predicted model, not a curated record. Gene Ontology annotation, cellular component: cytoplasm. NCBI's taxonomy places the organism in Eukaryota, Fungi, Ascomycota, Dothideomycetes, Mycosphaerellales, Mycosphaerellaceae. Gene Ontology annotation, biological process: protein import into nucleus.
UUGCCUGGAGCUUUCUGCAGUCAUCCGAGCGGCUCUCCAAAGACAAACAACUUCUCCCUUCCGUGAUUCGCACGGAUUCUCACUCCGCCACGGGUAGCGACUUCUCAUUCUCUUCCUCGGAUCAGCGUCACACGGAGACUUGCUGCGCUGCGAUCGAGGUUUCCGACUCAUCGAAGUUCUCCCACUGCGCCACUUCGGCCGUGCCCUGGGCGAGACAUGCCGCAAAUCGCGAAACUCAAUCGCUAGUAUGGACGCCAACGCUGCGGUCGUGGCUCCGAAGAGUAUGGAGGAGGUUGAGCAGCUCGUCAAACGAUUCUAUCAACCUGGGACUCCGAAACUCAUCGCUCAAAUCGACGACCAACUCAAGCUCCUUCAGCACUCCAACGAGGGCUGGCAACUCGCAGACGCUCUGCUCGCUUCGCAAGACCAGAAUGUUCGGUUCUUCGCCGCCUUGACGUUCCAGGUCAAACUCAACAAUGAUGGGGCCAGAUUGGACGCUGCCACGGCGCAGAGUGUUCUUGCAAGGUUGAUCUCUUGGACUGUCAAACUUGAUCGUGCCGGAGAGGGCCACAUGGUGAGGAAGAAGCUAUGUGGUGCCCUAGGAACGUACUUUUUGCAGACUCCAGUACAAUGGGCUCGGCCAUUGCUGCAUCUUGCGGCAUCAAUGGCAAAAGGUGACGUUGUCGAGACAGCCCAGCUUUCUGCCUCGCACGAUGCCAUCAGUCAGUACUUGCCUGUUUUGGCCGAAUCACAAAUAGUGACCCUACUCUGGCUUGCUGGACAGUUGGCGACCGAUAGCGCCAAAGUGGACAGUACCAAUGCAGCAGAGGAGGAGGUGCACACUCAAAUGGAGACCAUCGUGCAGGACGUGAGCAAGAUCAUUGAGCAUGCUAUGAGCAGGCCGUCGGCGCCUUAUUCUCAACGAAUACGGGCUGACUGCCUUGCUUGCUUCCUGAAUUGGGUAAACUACGCUCAACCGAUGUGGCCAGCGAAACCAGAAGCUCUGGAAUACCUCCGCCGAUUGAUACCAAGUCUUGCUCAGCUCCUGAUUGAGCCUGAGCUCGAGCAUGAUGCAAUGGAAGUCUUCCGCGAUGUACUGGAAAGCUACACCACGUUUUUCCAGCCGCAGUACAUGGAAAUAUUGGCCAACAUCAUCGUCACUCACAUUCGUCCACGCCUGAUUCAGGCUCUCCAAGAUCAAGAGCCUGAAGUCAUCUCCAUUGCUCAACUCGUCAUAGCAUAUGGCAUCGCGAACAUACAGCAAAUUGUGGAGCAACCUGAAAACGAGAUGGCGUCAAGAGUGCCUCUCUCAAUGAUCACAGCGAUUCUCGAAGCUCCUGGCUACCCAGGAGACGACGACGAAGCCUCGCUGCACAGCAUCGAAUUCUGGAACACCUACAUUGAGUACGUGAAUGAGGUAACAUACUCAAAUCCGAGCAUUAAGACACCCCUGAUUUGGGUUGCCUCUGCGCGGGCGACAUGUAUGACACUCAUCAAUUUGCUCUGGCAAAAGAUGCGAACCCCCGAUGCUGAGACUGCCAAAGACUGGAGCGAUGCCGAAUCGGAAGGGUUCAAAGAGUUCCGAAUGGAUGCUUCAGAUCUCAUGCUUUCGGUCUACGUCUUCCUCGGUGCGGAAAUGUUUCAAUCACUGGUCACCAUCAUCUUGAAUGCCUUGGAGCAACAACAAUGGCAGGAGCUGGAAGCCGCGUUGUUCUGCGUUAAUAAUCUUGCGGACAAUGUUCUUGAGGAUUCAGACGCGGAGAGCAUUUUGACACCAGUCUUCCGCUCGCCGCUGUAUCGCGUUGUAGGUGACUUCAGUCAGGGUAUGCCCACGCAAGCACGGCGGACUGCAGUCGACACACUUGGUUCGUAUGGCGCGUACAUUGAGCGACACGCAGAGUUCCUCCCGGAUACACUACGCUUCUUGUUCGCUUCUCUGGAGAACCCGGGGCUGUACUUGAGUGCUGCAAAAUCUAUUGCUGAGCUUUGCUCAACUUGUCGAAGCAGUCUUACGGGCGAACUCGACGGCUUUCUAGCCCAGUACAACAACUUCGCCCGAGGAGAAACGAGCGAGCCGUACACCAACGAAAAAGUCAUUGGCGCUAUUGCAGCUAUAGUGCAGGCGGUCAAGCCAGAAAGUGCCAAAGCGGGACCAUUGUCGGCCUUGUUCGAUAUCAUAGAUGGCAUGGUUGCGAAUGCACGCGCGGCGCUAAAUACUGAGACGACAGAGGAGCUAUGCGUGUCCGCAGUUGAUUGCCUGGCCGCCGUUGGUAAGAACAUGCAGACAGAAGACGAUUCGCCCAUAGAUCUGUACAACGAUGAUGCGGCGCCAGCGAACAAGCAAACAUACUGGCAGACAUCGGAAGGUCAAGCAAUUCAGCAACGCAUUCUGGCCAUUUGCCAAAAUGUGCUUCAGAUUCUACCCCAGAACAGUGAAGUGGUUGAAGGCGUAUGCAAAGUGCUCAAGAGUGGUUUUGUCGAAACUGAGCCUGGUCCAUUUGUCUUCCCGCCCAGCUACAACAUUGCCUUCCUCGAACAAUGCACGCCCAACACGCCCAAUCUGGAAUCGGUCCUGGCAAUGAUAUGUACACUGGUCCAGCAGUACUCCCGAAGCAAUCAUCCUCGGAUUGACGAUGAGAUCAACAGAGUCUACCGAAAGGUGAUAUCGUUUGUGCAGCUACUGGGCGAGCCAAAUCGGGAUCCUGGCGUUGCACAAAGCUGCAUCGACGUUUUCAACAGGCUGGUCGGACGCUACACGAACAUCCUCAUGGACACCUCUGGAAGUGGCGACGUGGUCGCUCCGAUCCUGGACUUCUCCCUCAAAGCACUCGACGGGAACGAUCUCAUGCCCAAGCGAGCUGCUUGUAACUUCUGGGCACGUUUGAUCAAGCCGGAAGAUCAACCAACUGACCAGGUUGUUCGCACAAGACUUGGACAAGUCGUGGCCGCGUACGGACCCAUGCUUGCGCAAGCUCUCAUGAACCAAAUCAGUGGCAGAGGCCAGCGUUCGGAGCUGGAACAGCUAUGUGAGCCUCUCAAAGCUCUGAUUACUACGCAAUCGCGAACGAAGCAGUGGAUUGAGACGGCGCUUGCCAAUCGCGCUGCCCUACCAGCCGUCAGCGAAGGCCUGUCGGACUCAGAUAGGAGCAGAUUCGUGGCUCAACUCGCGGCCGCUAGGGGUGACACGAGGAGAACGCGGGAGACUGUCAAGCGCUUUUACGCUGCUUGUCGAGGAACUGUCCCAAGCUAUAGCGCGUAGGACCGCUGUACUCUUGGAGAGCUCGAUCAGUAGCGGGGGGAGACGGCCCAGCUCGUUUCAACGAGUUAUUGCUCAUGGCGGUGCGACAUCGGCCAGAGUCGCGGAGCAGUUGAGACGCGUGUCUUAGGGUGAAAUGUGAGUAGUGUUAAAGGCAACAGAGAUAUCCCACAACGUGCGCGUUUCGAAAAGUUCAAAUAUCAUAAUUUGGGGUAUCGAUCCAACUGCUCUCAACGAGCUAGAGACCUGCUUCUUCUUCUUCUUCCGCGUCCUUUCCCCGUGGGUAUCUCCUCUUUCCCAUGCAGUGCAAAUCAAUCAUACCAUUCCCAUGCCCCAAAGUCGGCCGUAUAUACUCUGCUGCCGUGAACGCCGUUGAACUCCAUUGUCAAUAUGCUUCUUCUCGAGUGCCUCAUCCUCCUGCUCUGUGGCCUGAAGACC